Neopelma chrysocephalum (saffron-crested tyrant-manakin) is the source of this 508-nucleotide messenger RNA. RefSeq names its product class II histocompatibility antigen, B-L beta chain-like. Lineage: Eukaryota; Metazoa; Chordata; Aves; Passeriformes; Pipridae. The record is from RefSeq and is a predicted model, not a curated record. The transcript has 2 exons. Gene Ontology annotation, biological process: peptide antigen assembly with MHC class II protein complex; immune response; antigen processing and presentation of exogenous peptide antigen via MHC class II. The annotation marks the transcript as partial. Gene Ontology annotation, molecular function: MHC class II protein complex binding. Gene Ontology annotation, cellular component: MHC class II protein complex; membrane.
AUGACUCAUCAGUCGCCGGCAAGAACAGGCCACAACACGGCCCCAAACCGGAGCCGCACUUGGCGCUCUCAGCCAAUCCGAGCGCUCCCAAAAUCCCCCAAAACGUCUCCGCCCGGCUGGUUUUGGGGUGUCAGCAGCUGUCCGGCGCUGGGCAUGGAGCGUGUGCGGGGAGCUGGGGCCGUGCUGGCGGUGCUGGUGGUGCUGGGAGCCCCCCCGGCUGCGGGCGAGGAGCUGUCGGGGGUGUUCCAGCACAUGGCAAAGUUCGAGUGUUACUUCAUGAAUGGCACCGAGCGGGUGAGGUACAUGCACAGGCGCAUCUACAACCGGGAGCAGUACCUGCACUUCGACAGCGAUGUGGGGGUCUAUGUGGGGGACACCCUGGAAGGGGAGAGCCAGGCCAGGUAUGCGAACAGCCAUCCAGACAUCCUGGAGACAACUCAGGCUGAGGUGGACAGGUACUGCCGGCACAACUACAGGAUCGUCACCCCGUUCAGUGUGGAGAGGAGAG